AUGAAUCGAUAUCUCCACCAGUCGCUUGAAAGCAUUUUCAAGAGUAAUCGCAGCUGGGCGUCGUCCAAAAAAAAGACGGACCCAGCCUUCUUCGACAAGCUUGCGGCUGGGCAGACACCCAAGUACCUAUACAUAGGAUGCAGCGAUAGCCGUGUUCCUGCUAACGAGAUCAUGGGUCUCGAAGCUGGCGAGGUUUUUGUCCAUCGCAAUAUUGCCAACCUCGUGCCAAACAUCGACCUCAACGUUAUGUCUGUGGUCAACUACGCUGUACGGCACCUGCACGUCAAACACAUCAUCGUAUGCGGCCACUACAAUUGCGGAGGAGUCAAAGCGGCGCUGACACCAGCUGACCUGGGCAUACUGAAUCCUUGGCUCCGAAACGUCCGAGACGUAUACCGCCUGCAUGAGAGCGAACUCAACAAAAUCACAGAUGAACAUGCAAGAUAUAACCGACUAGUCGAACUGAAUGUGAUCGAGUCUUGCAGAAACAUUAUUAAGACUGCCGCCGUCCAACAAAGCUAUCGCGAUCAUCAGUACCCAAUCGUUCAUGGCUGGGUAUUCGAUCUGAAUGAUGGCCUACUUAAGGACCUCCAUGUCGAUUUUGAGAACAUGCUGGACGAUGUCAUGAAAAUUUAUCGUCUGUCGCCCGAUCCUACCCCUUCACAAGAUCCCAAGCGAGAGUCAUAG
Messenger RNA from Talaromyces proteolyticus, 687 nucleotides. RefSeq names its product carbonic anhydrase. The record is from RefSeq and is a predicted model, not a curated record. Gene Ontology annotation, molecular function: carbonate dehydratase activity; zinc ion binding. Lineage: Eukaryota; Fungi; Ascomycota; Eurotiomycetes; Eurotiales; Trichocomaceae. Gene Ontology annotation, cellular component: cytoplasm. The transcript is spliced from 2 exons. The coding region runs from base 1 to 687 and encodes 228 amino acids. Gene Ontology annotation, biological process: cellular response to oxidative stress; cellular response to carbon dioxide; carbon utilization.